This is a messenger RNA of Oreochromis niloticus (Nile tilapia), 3037 nucleotides long. RefSeq names its product amine oxidase [flavin-containing]. NCBI's taxonomy places the organism in Eukaryota, Metazoa, Chordata, Actinopteri, Cichliformes, Cichlidae. Gene Ontology annotation, cellular component: mitochondrion. The record is from RefSeq and is a predicted model, not a curated record. Bases 102 to 1676 code for a protein of 524 amino acids. Gene Ontology annotation, molecular function: flavin adenine dinucleotide binding; primary methylamine oxidase activity. The transcript is spliced from 15 exons.
UGCCCGGCGCUUUUUAAUCCAGAUGCUCUCCGCCGUGCACCCUGCGUUCGGCAACGAGCUGACACAACCAAGAGGUGAAAGAAGACACACCACCCAGCAACAUGACUGCACCCAGCAACACCUACGAUGUUAUAGUGGUCGGUGCGGGCAUAUCAGGUUUGAGUGCUGCAAAGCUGUUGAAAGCCAAUGGGCUCGAUCCUGUAGUGUUGGAAGCCAGGGACCGGGUUGGUGGUCGUACCUUCACUGUGCAGAAUAAGGAGGCAAAGUGGGUUGAUCUAGGUGGUGCAUACAUUGGACCGACACAGAACCGCAUCCUCCGUCUGGCCAAAGAGUACGGCAUAAAGACCUACAAAGUCAACGAGCAGGAGAACUUGGUGCAUUAUGUUAAUGGAAAGUCUUACCCAUUCAAAGGUUCCUUGCCUCCCGUUUGGAACCCCAUCACUUUGAUGGACUUCAACAACCUCUUUAGAACAAUGGAUAAGAUGGGCGAGGAGAUUCCCAGAGAGGCUCCCUGGAGAGCUCCCCAUGCUGAGGAGUGGGACAAGAUGACCAUGCAGGAACUCUUUGAAAAACUCUGCUGGACCAGAACUGCUCGUCGCUUCGCCACACUGUUUGUCAACUUGAUCGUGACCGCUGAACCCCACGAGGUGUCGGCUCUCUGGUUACUCUGGUACGUCAAACAGUGCGGAGGAAUAAUGAGGAUCUGCUCCACCACCAAUGGAGGACAGGAGAGGAAGUUUGUAGGGGGUUCGAAUCAAGUGAGUCAGUGCAUGGCGAGGGAGCUGGGAGACCGAGUGAAGCUGCAGUCUCCAGUCUACAGGAUCGACCAGACCGGAGACGUGGUCGUGGUGGAGACCGUGGACAAGCAGACCUACAAGGCCAAGUAUGUGAUCGUGGCCACACCACCUGCUCUGAAUCUGAAGAUGCACUUCAACCCUGAGCUGCCCCCGCUGAGGAACCAGCUGAUCAACCGUGUUCCCAUGGGCUCUGUCAUAAAGUGCAUGGUCUAUUACAGAGAGAACUUCUGGAGGAAAAAGGGUUACUGCGGCAGCAUGGUGAUAGAGGAGGAGGGCGCUCCCAUCGGCUUCACCCUGGAUGACACAAAGCCUGAUGGGACUGUACCUUGUAUUAUGGGAUUCAUCCUUGCCCGCAAGUGCAGAAAGCUCUCAAGCCUGUCCAAGGAAGAAAGGUUGAGAAGGAUCUGUGAGAUCUACUCCAAAGUGCUGGGCACAGAUGAAGCUUUGCAUCCGGUGCACUAUGAGGAGAAGAACUGGUGUGAAGAGGAGUACUCUGGAGGCUGCUACACAGCCUAUUUUCCCCCAGGAAUCCUUACUCAGUUUGGCAGAGUGCUGAGAGAGCCGGUGGGCAAGUUGUACUUUGCGGGCACAGAGACGGCCACCGAAUGGAGUGGCUACAUGGAGGGGGCCGUACAAGCUGGAGAGAGAGCAGCCAGAGAGGUCAUGUGUGCGAUGGGUAAACUCCAACCUAGUCAGAUCUGGCAACCUGAGCCUGAGAACGAGGAAGUCCUGGCACUCCCGUUUGUCACCACCUUCUGGGAGAGAAACCUGCCUUCGGUUGAUGGUUUCCUCAAGUUCUUAGGAGUCUCCACAUUCCUGUCUGCUGCUGCCGCAGCUGGCCUGGUGGCCUACAAGAAGGGCAUCAUCCCCCGGAGUUAAACCACCCUGUCAUCUCACUCCUCCACAUCUCAAGGGAACACGUCUGAAUAGACACUUGUGUACUUCUAGUGCACUACUUUAUGGGCCCAAACUACAGAUUAGUGACCUACAUAGGGUAUACGUUGUUUUUUGAGAAACACCGUGAUGUAAGAAGGACUGCUCAGCUCAUGCAAAAACACUAACACACUGUUACUUUGUCCACAAACGAAAGAGAGAACGAAGCAGAUGAGAAGGGCUGACUGAAAGGUGUUUGAGAGGAGUGACGAAAGCCUAACUUCAGUUUAAAAAUCCAGACUCAGAUUGUGAAACCAAUGAAGGAAAAAAGAUCAGAAUCAAUUUGUAAGGGGAAACCUUCUCUGUCACUAUUACUAUCCCAUACACUGCCAAUGAAAUUCACUGUGUCGAUUAUAUGUGAGUUUAUAAAAGUUGCCAUGCUUACUGUGGGCUCAGGAACACGUCCAGAAAUCACCAGCUGUGAACACAUUUCACUGUGCCAUCCACAAAUACAAGAACGAAUCCACUUAUUACCGGCUAUGCGGACCAAGCUCUUGCAACGGUUGUAUGAGGAUCUAAUGGCCCAUUGCAGUGGGCCAAACACCCCAUACUCCCAGAGCACCCUCCACAGGACACUCCAAGGGACACAGUUGAAUGCCUUCUCCAAGUCCAAAACACACAUCUCCCUCAGACUGCUGUUGAAGCUAUGCCAGAGGUGUGCGUUGAAGACCUCAAGGACUGGGAUCUCUGCUAGGCUUUCCCAGCACACCCUCACUAUAUGCUUAGGCUUGAGUGUCCAGAACAUUUUGCCGCAGGUCUAGUGAUAUGAUUACAAAAAUUGAUCAUCAACCUGCGGCCUAGAGUGUCCUGGUGCCAUGUGCACUUAUGGACAUUCUGAUGUUCAAACAUUGUGUUGGUUAUGGCCAAACUGUGGUUUGCACAGAAGUCCAACAACAAAACGCCACUCGGGUUCAGAUCCGGGAACCCAUUCCUCACUAUCAAACCCCUGCAGGUCUUACUGUUGUUGCCCAAAUGAGCAUUAAAGUCUCCCAGUAGGACAACAGAGUCCCCAGGUAAAGCAACCUCCAGCACCCCACCCAGGGACUCUAAGACAGCUGAGCAUUCUGAACCGCCACUUGGCGCACAAGCGCAGACAACAGUCAGGAACCAUUCAGGAAGGCGCAGGGAACAAACCCUCUCGUCCACUGCGAGAAAACCCAACGUACAGGUAGCAAGCCGAGGGGAUAUUAGGAAACCCACACCAAACCACCGCCUCUCACCAGGGGCAAAUCCAGACUGAGACAGAGUCCAGCCCCUUUCCAAGAGACUGGCUCCAGAGCCGUGCACUGAGGUAAGCCCAACUAAAA